Molecule: messenger RNA, 1485 nt
Organism: Hemicordylus capensis (graceful crag lizard)
Lineage: Eukaryota; Metazoa; Chordata; Lepidosauria; Squamata; Cordylidae
Product: very-long-chain 3-oxoacyl-CoA reductase-like
Exons: 12
Coding region: 132-1103 (323 amino acids)
Cellular component (GO): endoplasmic reticulum
Molecular function (GO): oxidoreductase activity
Source: RefSeq, a predicted model, not a curated record
UAGCCAAGAGGUUUACGAAGGCGCCUAGCGUUCUGGGCGCGCAUGCGUUUCGCUGCGCGGGGAAGCGGUCAGCGCCACGUGGAGAGUGAACUGUUGGUAUUUUCCUGGACUGCGGGAGAGUCGAAGAAGAGAUGGCUUCCCAGAGCCCUUUCUCCCCAGUUCAGAUGUUGUCUGUCCUGGGAGGCAUAACUCUCCUGUGGUGGCUUCUGAAAGCAAUUUGGGGCUUGGGUUUUAGAGUGAGGGCCUACGUGCUUUCUGAGGUGUGGAAAGGGGUUGACCUGACCAGCUAUGGACCCUGGGCAGUGGUGACUGGAGCCACAGCUGGUAUUGGGAAAGCCUAUGCCCAUGAGCUUGCCAAGAGGGGCCUCAACGUAGUUCUCAUCAGCCGCUCCCUGGACAAACUGAAGAAGGUGGCCAGGGAAAUAGAGGAGCAGCACGGCCGGAGCACCAAGGUGAUCCAGAUGGAUUUCACCCAGGGCUCCGAAAGCUACAAGCCAGUUCAAGCCGCUCUGCAGGACCUGGAGGUCGGCGUCCUGGUCAACAAUGUUGGUAUCGUCACUACGAAGCCAGAGCUGUUUCUGGACACGCCCAACCUUGAUCAGUUCAUAGACAAUAUGAUGAACUGCAACGUCCUUUCGGUUGUGAAGAUGACGCGGAUCGUCCUUCCUCAGAUGGUGGCCAGGAAGAAGGGGGUUAUUAUAAAUUUGUCGUCUGGAGCUGGUCGGCGUCCUUUUCCAUGUGCAACCCUAUAUGGCACAUCCAAGACAUUUAUUGAUCACUUCUCACGAGCUCUGAAUGUUGAAUACAGCUCCCAAGGCAUCAUUGUACAGAGCAUCCUGCCCCUUUUUGUUGACUCCAAUAUGACCCGCCUAGUACCCAACUUCUUUAAGAUGGACGCAGGGGCGUUUGCACACCAGGCCUUGAACACGGUGGGGAUCACCAGCAGGACCUCUGGCUCCCUCAGCCACAGCAUCCAGACAUUCAUGUUUCAAAUGCUGUUUCCUGAAUGGCUGAAUUUAUCACCUCUUGGAGCUGUUUUGAGUAUGUUUGUCUCAGUGAUGAAGAAUGAAGAGACUUCUUGCCCUGAGAGGAAGGAAGAGUGACGUGGCAGGACUGUGGCUGUGAAUCAGCAGGGCUGCUGGACCAUGAUUUGGCCGCGAUCUGGACCUCUGCUGGACCAUGAAGUUACUCCCACUGAAAUCAGACGGCUUCCCUUUCCAGUUGGGUGCUUGGUACUGGAGUGCAGACAGGCAAUGCUUUCUCAUUCUCCUCUAGGCCCCUACUCAGAAAAUUGUGAUUUUUUUUAACCCAGAUGUGAUACUUUUACCCAGGUGUGUCAAGAAGACGUCUUGACCUGUAAGGAAGCAUGUCUCCUGAAGGUUUCCUGGACUGCUUGCUCUACAGCUGUUGGAGGUGGUGUACAAUGCUUCGGCUUGGCACGGUCGUAUUGCAAACAUAAAUAAAGGGUGGACGCUGUUUUCUGCA